Molecule: messenger RNA, 1788 nt
Organism: Talaromyces amestolkiae
Lineage: Eukaryota; Fungi; Ascomycota; Eurotiomycetes; Eurotiales; Trichocomaceae
Exons: 4
Coding region: 1-1788 (595 amino acids)
Biological process (GO): mitochondrial translation; glutaminyl-tRNAGln biosynthesis via transamidation
Molecular function (GO): glutaminyl-tRNA synthase (glutamine-hydrolyzing) activity
Source: RefSeq, a predicted model, not a curated record
AUGCCACGUCUAUGGUACUCCCGGUACCUGGCCUCGGCUCGCCUUCGCUGUCGUCCAUUGCUACUAUCGGAACAGCCUCCAAACCGGCUGCMCCAGCCUCUACUCUGCCGCACAGUAAACACCGGCACAAAUGACCAUCGUCCGAACGAUUUCGUCCCUCUACGCAAGCAGUUGAAGGAAGAAGCGAGAAGAGCAAAGUCCCAGAGUCGAGAUGGUCGAGGGAAAAAGCAAGUGGCAGCUAAUGAUAAAUGGGAGUUGACAGUGGGAAUCGAGAUCCAUGCGCAAUUAAACUCCGAAGCGAAGCUUUUCUCAAGAGCACCGACAUCUACCGUCGCAGAGCCAAACACCAAUGUAGCUCUAUUCGACUUAGCAUUUCCAGGCUCACAGCCAGAAUUUCAAGCCGCUACUCUACUCCCUGCAAUUCGCGCUGCGAUAGCCCUCAACUGUGAUAUUCAACACACCAGUCGCUUCGAUCGAAAACAUUAUUUCUACCAGGAUCAGCCCGCGGGUUAUCAGAUUACUCAAUACUACGAACCAUUCGCUCGAAAUGGAUACAUCGAGCUGUACGAUUACGACGGCAUCGCACCCGAGGAUGGGAAAUUUGUCCGCGUCGACAUCAAACAAAUACAACUAGAACAAGACACUGCCAAAUCUCAUGAACAUCCGCCGUCCGCGCAUUUCCUAGAUUUCAACCGCGUCUCGCACCCUCUAAUCGAAAUCAUUACUAUGCCCCAAAUUCAUUCUCCUGCAACCGCCGCGGCCUGUGUCAAGAAGAUACAGGCUAUUCUACAAGCAACGAGUGCAGUAACUACGGGUAUGGAAUUGGGUGGCUUGCGUGCAGAUGUCAAUGUUUCUGUUCGACGGCGGGACGCACCGCCGGGUGCCGGAGAGUACUAUGGAGUUCGGGGCCUGGGCCAGCGGACCGAAAUCAAAAAUCUCAGCAGUUUCAAGGCUGUCGAGGACGCUAUUAUAGCGGAGCGCGAUCGCCAAAUUCGAGUUCUGGAUGCCGGAGGUGUCGUCGAAGUUGAGACGAGAGGUUGGUCAAUUGGUAGCACCGAGACUCGGAAACUUCGCAGCAAGGAGGGCGAAGUUGACUAUCGCUAUAUGCCAGAUCCAGACCUGAAUCCUCUUGUUAUUGACAGCGGGCUAGUGUCCGCCUUGAAGGAUACAAUUCCUGCUCUACCUGAUCAGCUUUUCACCAUGCUUAUUGGUCCAGCAUACGGGAUUAGUCUUGAGGAUGCAAAGCCCUUGGUGGAACUAGAUGACGGUGCACGACUGGAAUAUUACCAGGACGUCGUCGAUGCGCUCCAGGCCCUUCACUCUGGUGAAGAGAGCGAUGCAACUAGAAAAUUACUUGGUAGAACAGCAGCCAACUGGGUACUACACGAGCUGGGGGCGCUACACACCAAGGCCGAUGUGACCUGGCAUGCUGACAGUAUCCCGGCCCAGACACUGGCGGAACUCAUCGAUCAAUUGAUACGCAAAAAGAUCACCAGCUCGGUCGCAAAACAAGUUCUAGCGAUGAUCUUUGACGGAGACCAACGUGCAGUUCAUCAACUACUGGAGGAAGAGAACCUCUUGCUACGACCUCUUUCUAGGGAUGAGUAUAUUGCUUUGGCGAACUCGCUGAUUGAGGAAAAUCCACAAAUGGUUGCACAGAUACGGGAGAAAGAUCGAUUAGGAAAAAUAAGCUGGUUUGUAGGACAAAUGAUGCGCCAGGGAGAAAAGGGUCGCGUUGAGGCGCAGCGUGCUGAGGAGAUUAUACGAGAACUGAUCUUGGGGCAGUGA